Molecule: messenger RNA, 3225 nt
Organism: Nyctereutes procyonoides (raccoon dog)
Lineage: Eukaryota; Metazoa; Chordata; Mammalia; Carnivora; Canidae
Gene: EFHC2
Product: EF-hand domain containing 2
Exons: 15
Coding region: 52-2298 (748 amino acids)
Biological process (GO): regulation of neuron projection development
Cellular component (GO): microtubule
Source: RefSeq, a predicted model, not a curated record
CGCUGCUUGUGGGUCCUCUUCUCCGCCCUUGACCCUCGGACGCUGAGAGCCAUGGCCCUGCCGCUGCUGCCUGGCAACAGCUUCAACCGCAACGUGGGAAAAGAGAAGUUCCACAAAUCUCAACAUUGGGGCUUUUGCAACAAUGUUGGCAUGCUGGUGAGUGAGGACAAACCUGGAAUUGGUGGAGAGCUGCUUCUGGGGCAAAAGACAAAGCCUAAAUACAGUGCAUUUCUUAAAGAAAUGGGAAGCGAUGCACCAUCCUGGGUAGCUUUUGAUAAGCAGGUAUUAUCUUUUGAUGCCUAUUUAGAAGAUGAAGUACCUGAUAAAAGUCAAGGAAACUAUAGAAUAAGACGCUAUAAAAUCUACUUCUACCUUGAAGAUGACACAAUUCAAGUAAAUGAGCCAGAGUUGAAAAAUAGUGGAAUGCCUCAAGGGACUUCUAUCCGGCGUCAGCGGAUUUUGCUCCCACCUCCUGAUGAAGAUCAGUUUUAUACUGUGCAUCAUUUUAAUAUCAACAUAGACGUUAUCUUUUAUGGCCGGACAUUCAAGAUUUAUGACUGUGAUACAUUCACAAAAAACUUUUUGAAGAAAAUUGGAGUCAAAUUAAACCCCCCAGGACAGUGUCCAGAAGAUCCUUACAUGAAGAUACGAAGAGAGACUCUAGAUUGCAUGAAGCCUUUACGCCCCUAUGAAUCCUUUGAUACCCUGAAGCAGUUCCUUGAGUAUGAUAGGAAGGUUUUACGUUUCUUCUGCCUAUGGGACGACUCAGCUACCCUGUUUGGGGACCGAAGGGAGCUCAUUCUGCAUUACUUUCUGUCUGAUGAUACCAUUGAAGUCAAAGAAGUGAUGCCACAUAACUCAGGCCGGGAUGCUAUGUCAUUGUUCCUCCAGAGGAGAAAGCUACCCAAGUAUGGCCCACCUGGAGUCUGUCAGCCAGGCCAGGUAACAGAUCGAACAGUUCUUAAUAUUUAUGGUGGCUUGAAAGAGAAUCGAGUGGAUGGCUACCUGUUGGAUAAAUACAAGCUAGGAAAAUUAGAUCAAGAGUUUUACAAAGAUAGUGACCUAUUCAUAGGAGCCACCAUCAAUGUGUGGGGAAGGAAAGUACUUCUUUGUGACUGUGAUGAAUUUACGAAGACUUAUUAUAAGACGAAAUACGGAAUUGAGAACUUUACCUCGAUUCCAUGCAAGGCUCCACCUCUUCCAAAAAUAGAAAGGAAAUUUCCACCUUACACCGGCUUUGGUUCUGAAGAGGAUUCUCUCCGUUCCUGUAUAGGCCUCGUGCCCACACCUCAUCAGAGGGACUUCAAGAAGGUCAUGGAAAAAGACAGCUAUGGCAACAUAAGCAAUACACUCCGGUUUUUUGCAAAACUCAUCACACACAAAUGUGCGGAUGUGGACAGGAUGUUUGUUAUUUCAUACUUUCUCAGUGAUGACACGAUCUCAGUGUUUGAACCUAUAGAGAGGAAUUCAGGGAUUACUGGUGGGAAGUUCUUGAAAAGAAUUCGUGUUAAGAAGCCUGGACAAGAGGUCUUUAAAAGUGAACUAUCCGAAUAUAUCAAGGCCGAGGAGUUGUAUAUUGGGGCCACAGUGAACGUGAAUGGCUACCUGUUUCUUUUGCUCAACGCCGACGAGUAUACCUUAAACUAUAUGGAGACGAAUUCCGACAUGUUUCCCAUGAGCAGCAUUGAACUUAUCUUACAAAAGCUGAAAGAAGAAGAAUCAAAAUCCAGAGAGAUCAAGCAGGUAUUUACAGCCGCUGACUGCAGGCACACAAAGAUGGUGGAUUAUAAUACAUUCAGAGACAUAAUUAUGAGUCUAACUGUUGGGAAACUCAUAGACCAUGAACUUGUAACUCUUGCACGUCACUACGGGGUACCCAAGGACCCAUGUCCCGAUAUGAGUGUCCUAAUUGCACAGGCCCAUGAACAGCUCAAGAAAAACACUUUUGAGAAUUUUGAAAGUCUCAUUUCUACUUGUGUAUACCAAGAUCGAGAAAAAAAAAAAGUAUUACCCAGCAAAGACAUCAGAAGGCUGUGCAAGUCCUUCAGGUUACCUUUGUCUGAUGAUCUUCUGGGAUCCAUACUGUCCGGGUUUGAAGACAGCGAAAAACAAAUAAAUUAUGAGUCAUUUUUCUGUGCCCUGAACUGGAGGAUAAAUCCGAUGCCUGAAUUGGAAGCAACGUUGUACACUAAAGAGAGAUGUGAAGAUGAGUGGCUCGGGAUGCCAUCACCUAUUCCUGUGAAAUACAUUAACUACAUGAGACUUUUAAAGGAUGUGUUCGGCUUAGAGGAGGAGUAACCAUAUGUCAAUUUUGGUCAACUUUCUUUGAUUUCCUGCUCUAAUUUUACUAGGUUUAUUUCAGUAGAUAUAACUUCAUUAAAAAAAACACAGGGUUCAUAUUGAAUUGAAAUCCAUAGACCCAAGUUAAUUCCCUUUUGUCGUUUUAGUUUCUCUGAACAUCGUAUUACAGUGCUGAUGUGCCAGCAUUAUUAAAAAUGCCAUUUAAAGAAAUGUCAAACAUUUUUAUUACAUGUAUGAUUUAUUAACACCAAAGAAUCUUAUGGUAAUUUUCUAUCCAACAUAAUUUGAUUCAUUACAACACAAAAGGAAAAUUACUUUUGACAGCUAUACAUGACAAUAUAAAAUCAAAUUAUAUCUGAGCAAUAAGUUGUGAUUCUAUUAAACAUUUUUUGAAAUCUUUUUGACACAUGUUUAUUACUUAUAUAAUUAAAUUUUGUAGCAACCCACCUUAUCAAAAUAAUUCUUAAACCUCUCUAGAGUGAAUGUAUUUGUUUUCUGAAAUUAGCAAAGCUAUGAGAAGGACUCCUCCCUUGCCCCACAACACACACACACACACACACACACACACACACACACACACUUUGGGAGAGAAAUUGAAACAUAUGCAGUGUUUAUAUUUUAAUGUCCUUUUUCUACCUAAAGUUAGGUGUUAACUUAGGGAUAUAUAUGCAUGUAUAUAUAAUUAUAGUAUGACCAAAAAUGUGUGAUGUCUAAAAUAUUUAGGGAUGGGAACGCUGAAGAUUUUGAGAGCUCUUUUUUUUGGUUCAUUCUCCACAUACACAUACCACCCACCCCAGAGGUUUAAAUAUUCUAGGACUAUAACAUGUUUUCUUCCUGCUUUUCUCUGGUUCUAUUUUGAUUUUUCUUGUAGGCCUAUAUGUUAUGAAUCUCAGCAGAACCUUUGUCAUGUAGUGUAUAUUUGAU